AUGAGUGUUCACAAAGAAUGGGACCAAAACAAUCAUCCCAAUACCAUCACAACUGGACUCUUCAUUAUCAGCGAAGCGACGGAAGAUGUUAUUUUCACAAAUAUUAUUAGGAGCACCAGGGAGCUUGAAACAUAUGAAUUGGAGAUCCAGGCCCGGGUCCACGGCCUCUCGCUGAGCUCCCCCUCGGGCCUGAACACUGCCCAGUUGGCCGCCCAGGUCAUCAAGCAGGAGCCGUCACAAGGCAACCAGGCCACCAUUGAGCCCCCGCGGCUUCCCAGCAUGCCGCAGGCAGUAGGCCCGAGCAUGGACCUGGGCCUGGACCUCGGGCUGGGCCUGAGCGACCAGCCGCUGGCCUUCGACUCCAUGACCGACAUGCCCUUCCCGCUGAAGCUGGACUCCGGCCUGGGCAACAUCCUGCUGGACGACUUGCUGUCCCCGGUCGGAACCACUGACCCGCUGCUCUCCUCGGUGUCGCCUGGGGUGUCAAAGGGCAGCAGCCGCCGCAGCAGCUUCAGUAUGGAGGACGAACCGGGCUGUUAGGGGGAACCCCCCACCCCUCACCUGAACAUGUUCAACAACCCUCUCAUAAUUUUCCAACACGUCAGCAGCCUUCCAGAAUCUUCCAGACUCUUCAGCAACCGUCUAGAAUCGUCCGGACACUUCAGCAACCGUCUGGAAUCUUCCAGACUCUUCAGCAACCUUCUGGAAUCUUCCGGACUCUUCAGCAACCUUCUAGAAUCUUCCGGACACUUUAGCAACCUUCUGGAAUCUUCCGGACACUUUAGCAACCUUCUGGAAUCUUCCAGACUCUUCAGCAACCUUCUGGAAUCUUCCGGACUCUUCAGCAACCUUCUGGAAUCUUCUGGACACUUCAGCAACCGUCUGGAUCUUCCGGACACUUCAGCAACCUUCUGGAAUCUUCCGGACACUUUAGCAACCUUCUGGAAUCUUCCGGACUCUUCAGCAACCUUCUAGAUUCCUCCAGACGGGUCAGCAACCUUCCAGACCAUUCAGCAACCUUCUAGAAUCUUCCAGACCCUUCAACAACAUUCUGGACUCCUCCAGACCCCUUCAGCAACCUUCCAGAAUCUUCCGGACACUUCAACAACCUUCCAGAAACCUCUGCAUGUGGGUCAACAUUAGGGAAGCCUUCAGAUACAUCAGCAACCUUCUAGAAACGUCCCGAUGUUUCAGAAACCCUCUCGAAAGUUCUAGACACCUUUUCAGGAGCUCCCGGGGGGGGGGUGUCUGAAACCUUCUAGAAAUGUCCGGGCAACCCUCCAGAAGCUUCCAGAAAUAUCGGCAGCCUUCUAACAGUAUCAGCGAGCUUCUAGAGACAUCUAGACAUUGUGGGUAACCUUCGAGAAACCUCAUAAACCACUCAACUCUUGUUCAAAGAAUGAACACCCCCCUCGUUUUUAUUAUUUUAAAGAAAAAUGUUUCCUUUCUGUUUAUUUUACUUU
Chiloscyllium plagiosum (whitespotted bambooshark) is the source of this 1463-nucleotide messenger RNA. NCBI's taxonomy places the organism in Eukaryota, Metazoa, Chordata, Chondrichthyes, Orectolobiformes, Hemiscylliidae. The record is from RefSeq and is a predicted model, not a curated record.